This is a messenger RNA of Cotesia glomerata, 1404 nucleotides long. RefSeq lists its product as uncharacterized. Lineage: Eukaryota; Metazoa; Arthropoda; Insecta; Hymenoptera; Braconidae. The record is from RefSeq and is a predicted model, not a curated record. The transcript is spliced from 3 exons. Gene Ontology annotation, cellular component: nucleus. Bases 33 to 1295 code for a protein of 420 amino acids.
AAUAAAAAUAAACAACAAAUAUAAAUAUUAAAAUGGCAUCUUCACUUUCAUCCUACUGGGUAAAAUUUUUCACAGCAGCUGGUUUUCCAUUAGACGUAGCAACAAAACACGCUGUAGUAUUUUCCAACAAUCGUAUAAAGCCAGACAUGCUUCCGGAUUUAGACAAACCAAGUUUAAAAGAAAUGGGAAUAGUAUUGAUGGGUGAUAUGAUAGCAAUAUUACGGUACGCUAAAAAAGUAAGUGAAGAGAUGACUUGCGAGCGUUUUUUAGUAGAUUCUGUCGACCCAACUUUAUCAUUAAACAAUAAAAAUCCCGAUAAUAAUUUAUCAAAAAUAAAUAAAAUAAAUCCAACAAAAUCAACUGUUGUUAAAAAAUUACCUUCAAAAGUAACGAAUGUUUCAAAAAUUGCGGAUAGUAGUAAAACUAAAUCACAAGUUGUUGCUAAAAAUAAUUUGAAGGUAAAACCUAAUAUUGUUGUUACUGGAUUGAAAAAAAAAACUGUUGGCAGUACGAGAGUUGUCGCUCCGAUAAAAAAACCUGAAGAUUUACAAGCGAAGAAAAGAAAGCUUGAAAUUGAAACUAUUGACAGUGAUUCUGACGAGAGUGACGAAGAUUUAGAUUUAAAAAUGAAUAAAAGGUUAAAAAGUGACGAGAGUAAAAUAAAUUAUAAAGUUGUUAUGAAUAGGCCGACGAAUGUUGCAACAAAAGAAUCUUUAAAUGUCACUCAGAAGAAAUUAAUUGACCAAAAAAGAACUGUUUUUGAUAGACUGGGUGAUAGUUCGGUAACUAGUACUACUAAUUUAAUUGACAGUACUACUUUUAAUAUUACCGGGAUUGGUAAUGACGUUGUUAAACGCAAUUCUGGUGUAUUUAAACGCUUAGGAGAUAAAGAUAAAAAAGAUGUUAGUGCUGGGAUUUUAAAAAAUGAAAUUAAUGGAAAAUUAAAUCAACCUCAAGGCAUUUUAAAAAAUAAACCUAAUAAUGUUGGGACUACGUCGAUAAGUUUGAUUAAAAAUCCUGGAAAAUCGGGAACUAUGCACGCUGAUCAUGAAAGUAAGAAGAAAAUUGUUUCGAGUAGUAUUAAACAACUUGUACGGACUACUAAAGCUAUGAAAUUAAAUAGCGUUACGUCUAUUACCAGGAAAAUUCCUAAUAAUAAAUUAGCUUCAGAACGACUAUCUCAACUACCAGCAAAAGCACGUCUAGGAAUGGGCAUGAAGCAAGUAACCUUCAACAAAGUAGCGACUAUAGCACACAUAAAAAAACCCGAUGUUUUCAGUAGGCUUGGUGUUUGAAUAUCAUUGUCUAACAAUAAAAACUCAACCUAAAUUAUUGUAAUUGUAUUUUUUUAUAUUUUAAUAAUUAUUAAAAUAACGUAAAGUUUCAUUUGUCAUUCAUUAAAAA